This is a messenger RNA of Achroia grisella, 2116 nucleotides long. Its product is annotated as probable serine/threonine-protein kinase clkA. NCBI's taxonomy places the organism in Eukaryota, Metazoa, Arthropoda, Insecta, Lepidoptera, Pyralidae. The record is from RefSeq and is a predicted model, not a curated record. The coding region runs from base 271 to 2067 and encodes 598 amino acids. The transcript is spliced from 5 exons.
UCAUGGCUACAGGUAGUCUUAUCGUAGUGCUGUACUGCUCGGUUCUUAUUCUUAAACGCGAACGUUUUCUACGCAGUUUGAUUUGUAAACCGGUUAUAUUAACAGUACUUGAAUACUUUGUGACUUUUUGUGUGUUUGCAUAGUGUCUUUUGUGAGAUUAUUCCAAUGUUUUGGAAAUAAACUUUUGUGAUUCAAGACAUAACUUACAAGAUUUGGAUUUAUUAUAACUUGUUUAAGAUAUAUUUCUAAAUAGAUACAUACCUACUCAAAAUGGGCACAGAUCUUAUACUUACUCGAAUGGCAAAAUAUGACUUCACAGCACCAAUUGAUGUUGAAUUUUUUGAAGAAAUGGAUGAUAAAAAUUCAAUAGAAAUUAAAAACACAGACCCAAACAAAAAUAACGAUUGUGAUGACGAUGUAAUAUAUGUUUGUGAAUUGCCGACAAAUAGUACUGAAAAUAACAAGAAAAAUUCUAAUGAAGUGUUAUCUAAUAAUACAGAAAAUAAUAAUGUAUAUGAUAACAUUAAUACAAAAAAAAAAGAUAAUUGUGAGAAAGAUAUUCACCUUAAACAAAUACUUCUUAAUCAAGCAACCAUGAUACCCACAAUCCAAAAUCAGAAUCAUGUUCAUAUGAAUCACAGGUUAUCUGGUACAAUGAAAAGUACAGAAUUGGACAAAACUAAAGACCCAUUAAAUACAGUAUCUGAGUGUUUAAUAAAUAUUAUGAACGCUUACAUUCGUCAUGUACAUAUAAGAUAUAAUCAACAAAAUACAGCCUCUACAAUUGAAGAAUCAAAGAAACACUAUUUACAUAUCAAAUAUAAAUUAUUUAAAAUUUGUCAUGACAUAGUGCUCUCUAAAAUUGUACCAGAAGAAAAUAAUAAAACUUUUAUAGAAAAAUUCUUGAAUAAUACUAUCUCAUUUUUAUCUGAUAAAAUUAACAGGAUUAAAAUCUGUUACAUAAGAACAAUUUUUCGCGAAAUGUUAUUUUGGGCAAAGAACAACAAAGCACCCACAGUUGCUUAUGGUAAAAAUUAUCCAUUUACGUUACUACAACAGCUAACAAGCCCACCGAAGGCGGUAAGUUUCGGAGGUUCAAACACAAUUCAUUCUCCGCAAAUAAAUACAAAUAGUGCAUCAUCACCAUCAUGCCUAUUUACAUUUGGUCCACCUGGAAGAGAAAUCAGGAUUAAUACAUUAAAAGAAAUAUACUCCAACAAUGGUAGAGAACAUAUUAGUUCCAACCAUGUACCUACUGUUAAUGGAACUAAUACAGAUUACCAGACUCAAAGUACAACAAACACCCUCUAUAAUAACCAGACUCCAAAUGGAAUACAAUCUAGCGAAAAUAUGGUCACCAGUAAUUUUCAAUUAGAAAACCACAACAAUAUAACAAAUAUGUACAAUCAAGGUCCUCCGCCUAAUUAUUAUACUGCUAUGUAUCAAAAGAAUUCAGCUCUUAAUAAUAGUGCAAUAUGUAAUCAGCGCCUCAGCUACCCUAAUGUUAGUACCAUAAUUGAAAACAAGGUGCCCAAUGAGACAUGUAUUAUACAAUAUAAAGACAAAUCGAACGAAACUUCCCAAAAUUCUCCAAACAGACAUCUUCGCCAAACUAACAGUUUUACUUCCCACCAUCCAGCAAAAAGAGCCCGACAUUCUUCACUGUAUAAUGAUUCAAGACCUAUUAAUACAGAUCAUGAUCUAGAAAAUAAUUCGAGACUACGUAAUGUACAGACAGCACCACCGAGAUAUGAAAUAAAUUUACAAAACCAGAUCCAGACACAAAAUAAUAAUGGUACUCAGAACAAACAUCAUUUUAAUGUUUCUUCCAAUGAAUCGGUGAUGUUUAAUAAUGAAAUGGGUACUACGUAUUGCACGGUAGAUAUACUGAAUACUCUUCUCGAGCUAGAAGAUCAAACAGAAAAUUUACAUUUUGAUACAGGAAGAUGUUGCGUAUGUAAUAAAAUAACAAAAACCAUGUGUUCAGCCUGUUACAACAGAUAUUACUGCAGUUUAGAGUGCCAGCGUUCUGACUGGAGAUUCCACAAAACAAAUUGUCUGAAAUAAACAAUUCCAAAAAGUUAAUCAGUGAAAUAUAUUUCUAACGUUAUUAUUA